AUGUCCUGCCCCGAGCGGCGCCGUCGUGCUAAUAACCCACCAGUCUUCUCUGCUCCUCCUCUCUUUUCGACACCGCCCAGCAUGGCAGACCUCCCCGAGCUAGAGUUCCUCGUGGACGCCUUCCCGCACUACCCGCGCCUGGAAUUGGCCUCGCGGCUUCUCUGCGCAGCGUCGCCGGAGGUGCUCUUCAACGAGCUAGCAGUGGAAAACUCCAGCACGUCCAAGAACAGCCAGCCAAGCGAGGCGGCCCGCGGCUUCCCGCCCGAGGUCACUGCGCUUGCCGAGCUCUUUCCCUCGGCACACAAAGACAGCCUCGCGGCCGCGCUCCAGCAAAACGGCGGGUGCAUGGACAAGACCAUCGAGGCGCUCUUGGAGCACCAGCCGGUCCACAGGUUGGCCGCCGUCAGCGGGCUCCCGGAGCCCGAGCUCCGGCCGUACGUGGCGCGGCACAAACACGACGUUCUCCGGGCCCUUGCCGACGUGAUUGCCCAGUACAGAAGGCGCACGCGGGUCCGCACGUCGCGAGUCCAGGCCCGCGCCGGCACGGCCCUGGCGGACCGCGACACGUACGUGCUCAACGAGCGCAGCGCCGCUUUUGUGCUGCUCUUGGAGAGCGUGUGGGCUGAGCCCGCGCUCCGCGGCAUCAACUUCGACUUUCUCCGCAAGCUGCUCGUGUUCUUCCAGGGAGACGUGUCACGUGUCUUGGACGUGGCCCGGCUCUACAUCGAGGCCGGCAGCCAGGCCGUGACUGCUUAUCACUCCACUGCUAAUUUCUCCACUGUUGAUGUCUCCACUGUUUAUCUCUCCACUGUUGGUUUCUUCCAUGCUGUGCCUUUGCUACAAGCUUGGAACAGCUUUCUCUUCAUGUGCCCCGGAAAUUGGCUGGUGGCCCUUGAGCAUGCCGAAAACAGUCCAGGGCCACCACACCACGCCUCCCAAUUGUCAUGUCCCUUAGCCUUCAAGACCGUUGCAGCAAAAGCCAGCACCGGGCCUUCCGUCAGAAAACGAUGGAACUACGAAAAGUAA
Molecule: messenger RNA, 1026 nt
Organism: Metschnikowia bicuspidata var. bicuspidata NRRL YB-4993
Lineage: Eukaryota; Fungi; Ascomycota; Pichiomycetes; Serinales; Metschnikowiaceae
Product: CUE domain-containing protein
Exons: 4
Coding region: 1-1026 (341 amino acids)
Molecular function (GO): ubiquitin binding
Source: RefSeq, a predicted model, not a curated record